Messenger RNA from Parastagonospora nodorum SN15, 1398 nucleotides. RefSeq lists its product as hypothetical. The coding region runs from base 1 to 1398 and encodes 465 amino acids. The transcript has 2 exons. Gene Ontology annotation, biological process: polysaccharide metabolic process. NCBI's taxonomy places the organism in Eukaryota, Fungi, Ascomycota, Dothideomycetes, Pleosporales, Phaeosphaeriaceae. Gene Ontology annotation, cellular component: fungal-type vacuole. The record is from RefSeq and is a predicted model, not a curated record. Gene Ontology annotation, molecular function: glucan 1,4-alpha-glucosidase activity.
AUGUUGGUUCAGACCAUUGGUCUAGUAUGUUUCGCUCUGGAUGCCGCCGCCUUCGCAAUCCCACCGCUGCCACAUCUGAGCCACUUCCUAGGUGUUGGUCAGGCACAGAAACAGCAGCAACCGUUACAAGAUACCCUUGAUUCAUGGAUAGACAAAGAAGAACGAAUCGCACUGGACAAGUUGCUAGCGAACGUUGCACCAGGUGGUAGAAGUGUCGAAGGCAAAGGCGUUGUGCCUGGCACAGUAAUCGCGAGUCCAAGCACCUUCGAAGACUUGUCUGGUCUAGGCGAGCCCAAGUUCGGUGUUGAUGGCAAGCCUUUUACAGGCUCUUGGGGAAGGCCACAACGUGAUGGGCCCGCAUUACGCGCUCUAACGCUCAUGCACUACCUGCGCGAAUACAAUGCUUCGAAUCCCUCUCUUUGGUCUUCAUCACAGGCUGCAUACUUCUUCGAGCCAUACUAUCAUGCAUCAAUGCCGCCAAAUAGUGUGAUCAAGGCCGACCUGGAGUAUGUGAGCCAUUACUGGAAUGAGACCAGUUUCGACCUGUGGGAAGAAGUCGAGGGACUACAUUUCUUCAAUCUCAUGGUUAGCGCCAGGAGUUUAAGAGAAGGCAGUGGCUUUGCAAGAUCCUUUGGAGACCAUGGGGCGGCAGAGUGGUAUGAAGAGCAGGCAGGAUACAUCGAGAAGCUUCUUACCAAAUUCUGGAACCCGAACAAAGGGCACCUAGUCGAGACGCUCUGGAGCAAAAGAAGCGGCCUGGACUGCGGUCUACUUCUCGGAUCUUUGCAUUCCUUGCCUUCUGAAGAAUCUUCAGAAGAAGCGGUAUAUCCACCGUGGUCUGAUGAGAUCCUCAUCUCCCUCCUCGCCUUGACUCGUGACCAGCACGAUCGAUUUCCAAUCAACAGCAGUCCAUCCGAGGACCAAGAUGACGGGGAAGACGCUUACGCGUUCGAAGGUACUGGUCUUGGUCGCUAUCCAGAAGACGUGUAUGAUGGUUACGGCAAUUCCUACAGGGGUGGCAAUCCCUGGUUUCUGUGCACAUCUUCUGCUGCCGAAGUCUUGUAUCGCACCGCCUCACACCUCUCCACCACGUCGAACCUUACCAUCACGCUUCUCGCCCUACCAUUCUACCAGUCACUUCUCGCAACUUCAAGCCUCGAUGUUGAAGUGGGCACAUUUGGCUCCAGUGACGCACUCUAUAACUCGGUCAUCGAAAAGCUCAAAACGACUGGCGACAGUUUCCUCGAAGUCGUCAAAGCUCAUGUGGACGCUGAAGGCAGCAUGAGCGAGCAGUUCGAUGGGAUGAAUGGCUUUAUGCGCGGAGCAAGAGAUUUGACAUGGAGCUAUGGUGCCUUUUUGGGCGCUGUGAGAGCAAGAAAGAUGGCGCGGGAUGCGUGA